AAUCUUUCUUGUUCAAAGAAUUGGAGAGAGAGGAAGAGAAAGAGUCAAUUAUGAGUAGUAAUCCAAACAGGGCUGAAGCAGAGAGAUUGUUAGCCAUAGCUGAACGGCUCCUUCGUGGCCAGGACUUCAAUGGAUCCCGUGAUUUUGCAGUCUUAGCUCAAGAAAAUGAUCCUAUCCUUGAUGGGUCCGAUCAGAUCUUGGCUGUCGCCGACGUACUUAUGGCUUCACAGAAGAAGGUAAACAAUCAUCCUGAUUGGUACGCGAUUCUUCAGGUCAAUCGCCGAUCAGAUGAUCUAGAACUCAUCAAGCGUCAGUAUCGACGUCUAACUCUCCUCCUUCAUCCAGACAAAAACAGUUUUCCGUUUGCAGAUUCUGCCUUUCACCUAGUUUCAGAUGCCUGGAAACUCCUUUCCGAUGUUCAAAAGAAAUCGAUCUAUGAUAACGAGAUAGGUGUGAGUAUGUUUUCAAAGGUCGAUCUCGUCCCUGUUGUUGAGAGCAACAGUUACAGAGAUUCGUUCAAGAAAUUGCCAGUCAGACGAGGGGAGAAGAAGAAGAAGAAUGAGGAGGAGGAGGAGGAGAAGAAGGAGAAAGAAAAAGAGAAAGAACAGGAUACUUUCUGGACUGUGUGCCCUUACUGUUACAACUUAUACCAAUAUCAAAAAAUAUACCAAGAUUGCUGCUUGAAGUGCCAGAAAUGCGAGAGGGCUUUUCAUGGAGUAGUGAUUUGGCCGGUGCCACAAAUGGUGCCUGGAAAAGAUGCUUAUUAUUGUUGUAAGGCAUUUUUUCCUUUCAAUUUUCCUCCCUCCGCAGAUCCCAAUUAUCAGGACCCUGAAGCUGCAAAGAAGAUGGAGGCGACCCCUGCAGCAGCUGCUCCUACUAAGAAGAGAGGUAGGUCUAGGAAACGUUAGAACAUUAUUAUUAUUAUUGUUGUUGUUCUUGUUGAUGCCAUUGAUGGUGGUUGAAUUAGAAUAGAAUGAAUCUGUUUGAAGUUGGGUUGUAGUGUAUGUAGUUGAUGAUGAUGUAUUCAGAUCAGAAGAGAUGGAUACAGUUAAUUAUUGAUUGUAUGUAAUGCUAUUAUGCAUGUUUUUUUUCAAGUUAAAGCUUGGAAUCUUG
Molecule: messenger RNA, 1113 nt
Organism: Impatiens glandulifera
Lineage: Eukaryota; Viridiplantae; Streptophyta; Magnoliopsida; Ericales; Balsaminaceae
Product: chaperone protein DnaJ 1-like
Exons: 1
Coding region: 51-908 (285 amino acids)
Source: RefSeq, a predicted model, not a curated record